Molecule: messenger RNA, 3626 nt
Organism: Misgurnus anguillicaudatus (oriental weatherfish)
Lineage: Eukaryota; Metazoa; Chordata; Actinopteri; Cypriniformes; Cobitidae
Product: beta-1,4-galactosyltransferase 3
Biological process (GO): carbohydrate metabolic process
Cellular component (GO): Golgi apparatus
Molecular function (GO): galactosyltransferase activity
Source: RefSeq, a predicted model, not a curated record
UGUAACACGUGGACGUGCAAGACCUCAAAGGAGCCCAGUUGGGCGCGCUCACUCACAGCAACGAGAGCGCGCAUCACUUCCUGCGCAUGCUGCGCGUUUUCAACUCAGACAGGACGACCGUGAGGGGGGAGCGAGUCGACGAAGUCCUCAGAAAUUGGAGUAAGUAACGGAAUAUCGCACUUGGUAGUCCACCAAACUGCUCGAGAUUAAUCGGGCAUGGACUCCUGCUAUUGGACCAGGUGGUGAUGGACCCUCCCCCUGCGCGAAGACAAUAGCUGGGAAUGUUGGAUAUCGUCCCUCCCACCCUUUGUUUGCCCCCAAACAUAUUCAGGACAAAUACGCACGUUUUCUCUUGCUCACACUAACACAAUACGUUCCUCUCGCCCGCUCCAGCCCCCACAAGCUAUGGCAUGCCCGACUUCAUAGGGGCCAUGAAGCUUUCCCGGGACCUUUCGUAACCGCUACUGUCGAGGACCCUUGAGAGACAAACAAUCGGGUUCCUCCUAUCUGUCAGAUUAGACACAGCGUCCCGCUGUCUGUAGGUUUGGUGGAGCUUGUCGAAAGCUCGGUAGAUCAUCGAAUCAUGAAAACACCUGAGGACCACUGGGAGUUUCCAUUUAGAGUUGUUUAUUAAGACUCCAAGUAAGCAAAGUGAUUCAAAUUUAAUCUGCAGUAGGUGUCCCUCCUCCUUGGGUGUUUCAUCAGACACACGCGAAGUGCCUUCAUCGAACACUACAGAUAUCUACAGAUCCAUCUCUGCCAAACCGUUUACAUCACCAAACCUCCCGAGGCAUACAUUUCUUUUGGAGUUUACAAGUCAUAUCAAAGGCGCAGUUUUUCUUCUUCUGUUUGCAUGUUUCCACAUGUUGGUGUUAAAGCCUAAAGUACCUACACGCAAGGAAUGAGACCACCAUAGAAUCGAGUUUCUCGCUCAUAUCAAACCCAAACUCAUUUGGACUGCUUCUCAGACUUGGUGACAGAAUUGAGUGACAGAAUCGAGUAACAGAAUCCGUACACCAUGUUCACGCUGCAGUCCAAAUGGCGCUAUCUGAUCAUGCUCUUGGGCGUCCAGUUGGUGGUCAUGGCAAUUCUCUCCAGAGAGGGAUACCAGAAACGGGUGUCGUAUUUUUUCCGAAUUUUCCGUAAGCCCGAUUCUACAGCGGGACAUGCGGGCGGUGGGCGGAACCAGACGGAUGUCUACGCUAACCUCUCCCUUUUACGUCCCACUCUGAAUAAAGAGGACAUGCCCUUCUGCCCUAAAAAGUCCCCUCUGAUUGGUGGACCAAUCCACGUCACUUUUCCUUCCGGGCUCACGCUUGCCGAGGUGGAGGGGAAGAAUCCAUUUGUGAUCCGAGGGGGCCGCUAUAGACCUCCAAACUGUGAAGCCCGUCACCGGACUGCCAUAAUCAUUCCCCACAGAAACAGGGAGCACCACCUAAAGUUUCUACUCUACUACCUACAUCCCUUCCUUCAGCGUCAACAGCUCAAUUAUGGCAUCUAUGUCAUUCAUCAGGCUGGGAAUUACACCUUCAACCGAGCAAAGCUGAUGAAUGUGGGUUUUCGUGAAGCCAUGAGGGAAGAAGACUGGGACUGCCUCUUCUUCCAUGAUGUGGAUCUCAUUCCAGAAGACGACCGCAAUACUUAUGUUUGCGACGCUCAUCCGAAACAUGCCGCCAUUGCCAUGGACAAAUUUGGCUACAAGUUGCCUUAUAAGAUGUAUUUUGGAGGAGUGUCAGCGUUGACCCCCAAUCAGUACCUCAAGAUGAACGGGUUUCCAAACAACUACUGGGGCUGGGGUGGCGAAGACGACGACAUUGGAAUCCGCGUGUCUCUUGGAGGAAUGCUGAUCAGUCGUCCAUCUGUAAAAGUGGGCCGAUAUAAGAUGAUCAAACACAAACAUGACAAAGGCAAUGAAGUGAAUCCAAAAAGGUUUAACAUGUUGGCAAAGACCCGGCAUACAUGGAAAGAGGACGGCAUGAAUACGGUGGAGUACGAGAUCGUGUCUCGGGACUAUCAACUGCUUUACACCAACAUCACCGUCAACAUCGGCACGGAGGCGGGCCUGCAUCCGCGAAAUAAAUCUGCAUCCUAGUAUCCCAGAGACUUGAAAGAAACUGCCUGAAAAACGCUUUCCUCGCUUGCACGCGGCCAGUGAUUCAAACAGGAUCUCAUGCCUUUAACCGCACCAGACUUUCCUCGUAACGGUGGUGCCACAGCUUCGGUCUCAUGAUUGUUGUCUUUCUCUCCCUUUCUCCAAAGUUUGACAUUUUUCUCUCACUGGUUCACUUUAUUAGUCAGGAUCCCGCAGGUGACCGUCAACCGGACGGAUGCGUUCCUGACGGACAGACUUUUCAUAUAUCCUCCAUGCCCGAGGGCGUCGUUAUAAACCUCUGUUGCCUUAGAAUCAAGCUGCACUCUCUUUACAUUUGUUUCAUGAUGGCUGAAGCGUCGGUUCGGCCAAGUCCAGCACCUGGAGAGGGGUAAAAUCGCUUUCUGACACGUGUCGGAAAUGAAGCAGGCCAACGUACAGCAUACGCAACAUUGUUUGCCGCACUACUCUGUGAGUGGUGCGUUUUCUGUUUGGUAAAUUAGUAUGUUUGAUUAUGUACUGUAAUGUUAUCCGGGUGGGUGGAGCGACAUUUUGAGUGACUCGAUCAAAUCUGGUCUCUUUCGUCGUAAUAACCACUUGCAUACGCUAUUAUCUUUCCAAAUUGCCUUUUUGGAUUUCUUAGUUUAUCAUUGGCUUUAUAAUUAAUACGCUGCCUCUCGUUAUUCACGAUAUUGUAUUUUACCUGCAUGAAUUUUCUUUUUGUUUAAUGAUUUACUGGAUUUUGUUGUGUUUUUUUGCUCCGUUAGGGAUGGGCAUGUUGAAUGUAUCCAUUAUACAGUUUGACAGGAUGCCAUGUCAAUGAAAACGCAUUGUGUCUGUGUGUCAGAGACGGUUUAGUUGGUUUUAUAACGUUCGCAAACUUCAAGAGCUCGGAAAGGAUAUACAUCCAGAACACUCCAAAAUAUGCCAGCUUAAAUGCGUAGUUCACCCAAAAAUGAACAUUUUGUCAUCCUUAGCUCACACUUAAGUUGUUCGAAACCUAUAUAUGAUAUUUGUAAAUGAGCACAUUGACUACCACAGUAGGAAAAGCAAAUACUAUGGAGUCAAUGGUGCUCAAAUGCUUUGGUUACAAAUAUUGCCCAAAAUAUCUUUCUUUUUGUUCAGCAAAACAAAAAAAAUGUAUACAGGUCUGUAACAACUUGAGGGUGAUUAAAUGAUUACAGAAUUUUCAUUUUUGGGUAAACUCUCCCUUUAAGUUUAGUCGAGUUCGUGUUUGACAAGUUUUAAGUAAAGUUUCAGUAAAAUGAGUGGAUUUUGAAACAUUUAAAACAUUUACAUUUCCAGAAAUGGGCGAAUCUCACAAAACCGGUCGAAAACACAUUCAUGUCAUAUUUCAAAAACAAUUUAUGCAAAGUACUGAACAGUAAUAAAAAAUAAAGCCUAUUUGCGGACCAUUACGUACAGAACAAUGUAGGCCCCAUUUCAUUACUGUCUUGGAAGAAACUUUUACUUUAAUACAUUAAACAAAAAAUGUGUGAUAAUGAGGAUUUACUUUAACACCUCUCAAAAAACUAAA